AUGAGCACCUUUGACCCAUUGGGCUCAGUUUUCCCUACAGACGAACCUGCGUGGCACACAACCCCUCGCUCGCCAGCGACGCCUGUCUCAAACCUACCUCCAUCACCGCAGCACCUUGACACGUCGCGAGCCAAUGCUUUGACCGGGCCAUACGGAAAAGAGCCACAGAUCUAUGGACAGCCCGAGCCUGGUCUCAUCUCGCCGCGUAUAACCACAAGCUCUAAUGGGUCAUCGUUUGAGAAGGCGGAGCCGUAUCUCAGAGUCCGUAUCACCGGGUUGGACAGGAACAGGAGAGACAUCCUUACGAACCUCGCCAAUUUCACUGGCUCCACUUACCGGAAUGUCUCGCGAUCGUAUCUGGAGUUCCAGCAAUUCUACGAGGCGAUCAUACACACGACACCUCAAACCAUCAUACCCGCCUUACCGCUUCCGCGGACUUCAGCUCUCACCGACGAAGAGGAUGACCGGUUAGUGAGGAUUAUGCUCCAGAGGUGGUUGACUAGAAUUUGCGAGGACCCCAUUCUGAUCCACGAGGAGGAGCUUCGGUCGUUCGUUGAGAGUGAUUUUGGCUAUCAGCCCACUCCCAAUGUGCGACGCAAAGCAUCGAGUGGGUUUAGUCUAAUUAGGCCCCGCGUGCCCGAUGAAGACGAGGAGCUUCAGCGGGCUCGGUUUGAGUUGACAAAAAUGGAGGGGCAAUUCUUCGAGGCCGCAAAGGCUAUUGACAAACUUUCACGGGCGAGAAAAGCACUCGGCUUGGAUCGUGCAGAAAUGGGUAAUAAGCUAGUCAAUGUUUCUAGCACGGAGGCCCACCCCCCGCUGGGCAAUGCAUUCCAGAAGAUAGGAAGAGCAUGGCAUAGCUUGGCGGAUCUUGAUCAGGCGCAGAGUAUAAGUGAAUGUGUUAUUGUCGGAGACACACUAGGUUAUCAAGGGCUUAAUGCCCGCUCGGCUAAGGAAACCCUACAACAGCGAACAGCUGUUUUGGAGGAUUACCAGGCUGCCGUCAAGACUACGAUAUCGAAGCGACGCAAUCUUGAGCGGUUGAAAGCCAGCGGGAACAUCCGUUCGGAAAGAGUUGACGAAGCACUCGAGGAGAUGGAAGAGGCGAAUAAAUAUGAAAUAAUUUUGGCGAAGCGAGCGGAUGGCAUUUCACAGAAUCUUCAUCGCGCACUGGACAGGCACAAACGUCUGGUCAAAGAUGACGUGAGCGCAGCCCUAGUAGAGCAUGUGCGCUCGUCUAUCAUGUACGAGCGGCAGCUUCUUCGCGAACUGGAGGCCCUCAAGCCGGAUGUCAGCAAUGCCGCGAAGAAACACAUUCCCAUCAAGGUCAAUGGAGUGCCGCGGCCGUCAUUUGUUCCCCCACUAGAGGACUUCUCUAAGCCUCCUCGUCCUGCGUCUGCUGCUCCCGGUGGUACUUUCAAAGUUCCACCCGCCGUGGGAUCCGUUCCUGGCCGCGCUGCAAACGGGUCUCCGCAACCAGCCCCAUUACCUGGAUCUCCUGUCCCAUCUUUCACGGGUGGCUUUAAGAACACACUGGCUCCCCAAUCCCCAGGAGCCGGGCCGUCGUCUCCGAUUCCCUCGCACGCUUCUUUCAAUCCACCUUUGCAUGACGGACCUCCGCUUGGUGGCCGCCUCAUGGAUGGCACGAAAUCCAUGUUUGUUAAGUCAACUUCGUCAUCGUCGUCGUCCCCUACUGCCACUCUUCCACGAGCCGGUUCGCCUGCAAUGCAAGGAAGAACAGCACCGGAAUCACUACAUGCGCCGUUUUCUGCGGUUUCACACCCCCUGGGGAAUGCACCUUCGUCGCCCCUUGCGAGUACGCAUAUGGUGCGCUCGGUCACCGGUCCUACCGCUGUAGCUCCUGCAGGCAACCUAGACCCCCUGACAGGGCAGCCAGUGGUAGGCAUGUCCCAAUCUGUACGUGUGCAGCCCACGAGGCAGAGGUUGGAUGCUAGAGAAGCCGCGAGCAAACUCGCGAAUAUGUUUUAA
Fibroporia radiculosa is the source of this 1986-nucleotide messenger RNA. RefSeq lists its product as uncharacterized. Gene Ontology annotation, cellular component: endosome; retromer, tubulation complex. Lineage: Eukaryota; Fungi; Basidiomycota; Agaricomycetes; Polyporales; Fibroporiaceae. The coding region runs from base 1 to 1986 and encodes 661 amino acids. The record is from RefSeq and is a predicted model, not a curated record. The transcript has 4 exons. Gene Ontology annotation, molecular function: phosphatidylinositol-3-phosphate binding. Gene Ontology annotation, biological process: retrograde transport, endosome to Golgi; intracellular protein transport.